CACUUACUACAGUGAUAAUCGCACAUGACUUUGGGAGAACGGGGGUAAUAUCUGAGCGGCAGCAUCCUGGCAUAGAGUGCUAAUGCCAAGCACCGUCCCCCUCCGUGUGCUCCUGUUGGGGGGAAGAUGCGCGCACACAUCGCCUGCGCUCUUGCAUUGCUCGCCCUCGCGUCCCUCAUCCCUCCUCCAGGUCCCACGUCCGAUCCUCUGUGAGGAUGCAGCCCUUCGUUUCGGAAUCAGGGAGAGAUGGAGGCAGCGCCGACCUCUGGGAGCUGUGAGCCCCGAUCCACCAUGCCGAGCAUGUAGAUAGAUUCCUCUGCCAGCAUCCCUCGUCCAGUGUCCCUUUCAGUGAUCCUGUAUCUGUGUGGUUGCCUGCUGAUGGGUUCAGGUUCAUCUGACUUCCCCUUCCAAUGAAUUCCAAUGAAUUACCUCCACUUGCAUGUCAAAAAACAACACAAGUGUGGACUCCAAUUUAUCAAUGGAAAUGUCAACCUGUUCUGCAAGCUUCAGAGACCAAACAACUUGAAAUCUUCAUUGUGCAAUUGAGCUUCAUUAAACAGAUGACUCAGAAAUAAGGAAAAAAAGUGAAGGGCAAAUUAUGACAUCAACAUCUAAAGGCAUCUUCCGACCAUUUCUAGUUAUCUGCAUCGUGUUGAUUUGCUUCAUGAUAUGUUUAUUGAUAUAUGUGAAACCAACAAACAACUGGAUCUCCAGCCCAAUCGAAUCUGCAAAUUCAGUGCUUAAAAUGAAGAAUUUUUUCUCUACUAAAAGGGAUUAUUACAAUGAAACCAUCAUUCUGAUUUGGGUGUGGCCUUUUGGACAGACAUUUGAACUUAAAUCCUGCCAGUCUCUUUUUAAUAUCCAUGGCUGCCAUUUAACUACUGACCGCACACUGUACAAUAAAUCUCAUGCCGUGCUGAUACAUCACAGGGACAUCAGCUGGGACCUAACUAACCUGCCAGUGCAGAUGAGGCCACCGUUCCAGAAAUGGAUUUGGAUGAACCUGGAAUCUCCGACUCACACACCACAAAAAAGUGGCAUUGAACAUUUAUUUAAUCUCACAUUGACGUACAGACGAGACUCAGACAUUCAGGUGCCUUAUGGCUUUAUGGUCAUAAGCACAAAGCCUUUUGAAUUUGAAGUGCCAAGCAAAGACAAGCUGGUCUGUUGGGUGGUCAGCAACUGGAAUCCAGAUCACGUUAGAGUAAAGUAUUAUAAUGAACUCAACAAAUACAUUGAAAUUCUAACCUAUGGCCAGGCGUUUGGUGAAUACUUGAAUGAUAAAAGUUUGAUCCCAACCAUCUCUACUUGUAAAUUUUACUUGUCCUUUGAAAACUCUAUCCACAAAGACUAUAUAACUGAAAAACUUUACAAUGCCCUACUGGCUGGAUCUGUGCCCAUAGUCCUGGGGCCUCCAAGAGAAAACUACGAGAACUAUAUACCAGCAGAUUCUUUUAUUCACGUUGAAGAUUUUCUCUCUCCUAGAGAGCUGGCAGAUUAUCUGUUAAUACUAGACAAGGACACUGAACGGUACCUAUCAUACUUUAACUGGAGGAGGCAUUACACCGUGAACUUGUCCCAUUUCUGGGAAUCUCAUGCUUGCCUUGCAUGUGACCAUGUUAAAAGACAUCAGGAAUAUAAAUCUGUCUAUAAUUUGGAGAAGUGGUUUUGGAACUAAUCCACCUCUUUCAUGUUUAAGCACUUUCUGGAAAGACAUUAUAAUGGUUACUUGCACCAAGAUAAAAGUUUAGUGCGUUGUUUCACUGUUUACUGCUCUCGUAAAUGCAUAAUUAAGCAUAAACUGUGUCAAACAUAGAAACAUCUAUCAGCUUUAGAAUCCACAUUCCCUGACACUCCACAUGUAGCAGCAGUUUGUGCGCACAGAGAGAUUUAUCUACCGUGAACUUUAAUCAUUUUUUUACGCAUCUUAUUUUUAGAGUUCUUACAAAGAUUACGUGUUCUUUAGCAGUCUGGAAUCAUCUUCUCCAUGUGAUUGUCUAUACGCAGUCUAAAUCAAGCUGCAAAUUCUAAUGCCAAAUAUCACAAGGAGUUAGACAUUUUAUUAUAUAUGUCUACUGUAAAAGAGUAAGAACAAAAACAUUUACAGGGUGAGAAAUAAAAAAAACACAGAUAAUUACUACUUUCCAUUUCAACCAAGCGCAGUUUUCAGCGUGAUAUGUCAUAUUCAUCUAGGAUCAACCAAGACUGCAAGUAAAACUUUUAAGCCAUUUUCUCACCCGAUAAACAAUCUCACAAUGUGGUUCCAUAUUUAGAAGUUUCACUUUUACGAUCAUAUUGAUCUACUGUUAUGCUACAUUUGUUUAUUUUUGACUUACAUGUUUUUUUUCAAUAUUUUUUUAAAGAAACAAGGAAUGAUGUUUAUUUUCCUAUAAGUAAUUAUAACACCAUCACAGUCUGUAUUAUUUGUGGGGUUAAAAAGCAAAUCUAUUUUUCAGUCUUUUGGGUAGCUGCUGGUUGGUUGGCUGUCACUGAAGAAAUGCAGGUUUGUAUAAAUGCUUAUAAGUGACUGUCUCCAUGACAAGAGGUACACUGGAAUAAAAUGACUACUUAUAGAAGACACUGCUAUUUUUGCAAGCAGAGUUAUUUUCUGAUCUACAAUAGUUGCAGUUGUCCGAAAAAGAAUAUUAUAUACUAUAAUAAGCAAGCAAUAGAGAUUCUGGCACAAAUCCUGUGUUUUCUAGCCAGGGCUGUAACUAGGGGUGUGAUCAGUGAUGUUUCCUAGGGUGUAGGCCUUGCAUUAAGGGCAGGGAUGGGGAACCUUCGGCCCUCCAGCUGUUGUUGAACUACACAUCCCAUCAUGCCCUGCAACAGUUUUAGCAUGGCCAAACAGCAAAACUGUAGCAAGGCAUACUGGUAUGUGUUGUUCAAUAACAGCUGGAGGGCUGAAAGUUCCUCAUCCCUGAUUUAGGGGCUUAAUUUAGUAAGUACUGUGAGUACUUCAUUUCCCCGAUGAUUGACAAGCAGAGGCAUUCGCAGGGAGGAAUGGGGACUGCCAGCUUCGGGGGAAACAGGGGCAUGUCGCCCCCAUUUUCCGGGAGUGGCGAGGCCAAGGACUGCGUUGCGAGAUGCAAUUAUCCUGGCCUCCCGAAGCCGCACUGCGAUGGUAAGGCUGAGAAAGCUUAAGCUUACUUAAGUCUGCCGUCACAGAUAAACAUUAUGACCGAUGAUUGCAAUGUUCAUCUGAGAUGCGAUCGCAUCGCAAAUGCAGUGAGGAGGUGGUAUGCACCUCCCCCUGUGAGCAGCUUUGCAUGGGAUCCAGUCUGAAGAUCGACAGUGUCUAGGUCGACAAUGUUUAGGUCGACCACUAUAGGUCAACAGUCACUAGGUCGACAGGGUUGGAAGGUUGACAGGGUUUCUAGGUCAACAUGUGCUAGAUCGACAGGUCAAAAUGUCGACAUGAGUUUUUCAAAAAAAAUAAUUUUUUGAACUUUUUCAUACAUAACGAUCCACGUGGACUACGAUUGGAAUGGUAAUCUGUGCCGAGCAAAGAGGUAGUGGAGUGAGGUGCCUUGCCCGAAGCAUGGCGAGCGAAGCGAGCCAUGUGAGGGGACAGGGUGCAUUAAUUGGGGUUCCCGGUCACUCUACAAAGAAAACGACACCCCCAAAAAAAACUCAUGUCGACCUUUUGACCUGACGACCUAGCACAUGUCAACCUAGAAACCCUGUCGACCUUCCAACCCUGUCAACCUAUUGACUGUCGACCUAUAGUGGUCGACCUAAACAUUGUCUACCUAGACACUGUCGAUCUAAUGAUCCACACCCGCUUUGCAUAUGCAAUCCUUAGCGAAUUAGGCUCUUAGCUUGCAAGAACCCUGGAGCGGUGCAUGGAACUCCUAAGGAUGAUGUGAAAAACUCUCUUCCUCUCAGUGCCAAUGUGACAUCAUGCCAACAUGCGUUAGGGGGUGGUAUAGAAACAGAGCCCAGCUCUGGCACUGUUUCUAACAUACCACCUUUAAAUACAUAAUACUAAUUUUUGAUAUGAAACAUGUAUUAAUUAUUGAUUUGGUAAUGCAGAAAACUGUCCAAUAUAAUGGACAAAUGCCAAGAUGCUACCCUAAAUAAAAAAUAAUAGCUAGACAAUUUACAAGUUACAUCUACAUGAAAGGCUAUUUCACAAAAUAUAUGUAGGAAUGGGAAUAUACAACUUCAGGUGUCUUUAAUAAAAACCUGCAUUGCUUACAUCAAGCUGUAUUUCUAUAAAAUAAAAUAAGGAUUUUUCUAGUCUAAGCUUAUUCCUGAACAUGCAAAAGCACAGUGCAAAUGCUGUUUUGUUAAAUAACAUAAUUUCUUUUGCACAAUAUAUCCAAUAGUGUAAGCGCUUAAAUAUGAGGGCCAAGGGGGCACUUUAUGUAAGGUUGCAGAUAUGGGUAGAGAUUGAAAAGCACAUACAUUUUAAACAAUUCAAACACAAAUGUAACACAUGUAAUAAAGACAUGUGAUAAAAAAGGUCACAAUGUUUCCUCACUCAUUAAGCUAAACCAGCAGUGUUUAAGAAGGAAUAUUUGAAGGUGUGGUCAUAAAGUGUUAGUAGCUAGGAUUUUGAAAUUAUCUUUUUACUGUAUUGUCAGGUGGAUCUGUACACCUGCAACACUAAGAGCAUUUCCAGUUUACAGGGGCAAUUUGAAAAGCACUUAGAUUACGUAUGACAACUCGGUGCAUGUAAAGUCAGUGCGGGUCGGCCUUCCAUGGAGUUCUGUAAAAGAGCCUUAUGUAGAUUUCCCAUAUUCCAAUAUAAUUUGAGACUUACUAAACUGCUUUACUGUGUUAAUGUUUUGCUUCUGGGGGUGAAAUUUUGGGAAACGGAAGCUGUUGCCGUCUUCUCACUGCCUCUAAUCAGUGACAGUCUGCAGCCGAUCUGCUACUGACAUUGCAACACCGGUACUGCACAUGUGCAAUACAGCUCCUGCUUAUGAGCAAAGUACCUGAAAUUGGUACUUUGCCACAUGUGAAGCUCUUGCGUCGGGACCUGAAUCAGGGCCACAGUUUUCAAAAAGGCUUCAUGAAAGUAAGAGAAAUCUGCAGCUGCUACUGACUUUGUAGCAAUGGAAGGAUACUUUAUUUGUAUUAUCUUUCAGAAUGCAUGUUAAAUAUAUCUUUUCCUUUUCCAAUGAGCCACUUUCUUACUAAGCAGGUAGUUUUUUAUAGAAAAUCUUGAUAUAGAAAUUAUUAAGUCACGGCCAAAGGUCUAUUUAAAGUGGCCUUACCAUGAAACAAAAUGGUAUAUCCUUAGUAAAACUAAUCUCAUUGCAGCUACUGUACAUAAUACAAGUUUAGCUCCACGGGAACACUAUCACGUAUAAGAAGCACUAGGUGGAGCUUGCCAUUGUAUUCUGUUUAAUUAGUAAAACCAAGAAUAAAACAAUCCUGUAGUCUAAUUUAAAUAGCCAAUUUUUCUAUAUUUAUAUUCGGCACAUUUGUUGUAUUUCACUGCACUCAGAACAUGUUAUCCGAAAACUGCCCAACUUCAUACAUGAAACAAAAUUAUUAGAGUUACCAUACUUGAAAUAUAAUACAAAAGCUAUUACAAAAAUAAUGCUGCAAAAAAUAUGCUGCUUUGCAAACAAAUGAGUUUUAUGUGUUCAUAUGGUCCCACAAUUAUUGCCCUUUAACUGCUAGGGUUGUCUGCAUAUCCUAUCUAACUGCUAGGGUUGUCUGCAUAUCCUAACUAACUGCUAGGUUUGUCUUCAUAUCCUAUCUAACUGCUAGGGUUGUCUGCAUAUCCUAACUAACUGCUAGGAUUGUCUGCAUAUCCUAACUAACUGCUAGGAUUGUCUGCAUAUCCUAUCUAACUGCUAGGGUUGUCUGCAUAUCCUAACUAACUGCUAGGGUUGUCUGCAUAUCCUAACUAACUGCUAGGAUUGUCUGCAUAUCCUAUCUAACUGCUAGGAUUGUCUGUAUAUCCUAACUAACUGCUAGGGUUGUCUGCAUAUUCUAACUGCUAGGAUUAUCUGCAUAUCCUAACUGCUAGGGUUGUCUGCAUAUCCUAACUAACUGCUAGGAUUGUCUGCAUAUCCUAACUGCUAGGGUUGUCUGCAUAUCCUAACUAACUGCUAGAGUUGUCUGCAUAUCCUAACUAACUGCUAGGAUUGUCUGCAUAUCCUAUCUAACUGCUAGGGUUGUCUGCAUAUCCUAACUAACUGCUAGGGUUGUCUGCAUAUCCUAACUAACUGCUAGGAUUGUCUGCAUAUCCUAUCUAACUGCUAGGGUUGUCUGCAUAUCCUAACUAACUGCUGGGGUUGUCUGCAUAUCCUAACUGCUAGGGUUGUCUGCAUAUCCUAACUAACUGCUAGGAUUGUCUGCAUAUGCUAAAGGGCCCCAUACACUAGUGCGAUAUUGCACGUUUUCGUGCAAUUGCGCCGAGUUCCUGAGAUGGAUACUCCCGUGUGUCACCCAUCGCAAUGGCAGAUCACACAUGCUGCACGUGAGAUUUAUCUCUAUUGCAUGGAAAUAGGUUUAAUGACAUUAGAUUGCCUGAGAUAAAUCACAUGUAAAAAUACACUCAAGUACGAAAUUGCAAUUGCAGGCUCCCCCGGAAAGCUCCCGGCCAGAUUGCAGGAAAAUUGCAUGGAAGUUAUUGCUGAGAUACAUCUCCCUAGUGUAUGGGGCCCUUAACUAACUGCUAGAAUUGUUUGCAUAUCCUAUCUACCUGCUGGGAUUGUCUGCAUAUCCUAACUAACUGCUAGGAUGUCUGCAUAUCCUAACUAACUGCUAGGAUGUCUGCAUAUCCUAACUAACUGCUAGGGUUUUCUGCAUAUGCUAACUACCUGCUGGGAUUGUCUGCAUAUCCUCACUAACUGCCAGGAUGUCUGCAUAUCCUAAAUAACUGCCAGGAUGUCUGCAUAUCCUAACUAACUGCUAGGAUGUCUGCAUAUCCUAACUAACUGCUAGGGUUUUCUGCAUAUGCUAACUACCUGCUGGGAUUGUCUGCAUAUCCUCACUAACUGCCAGGAUGUCUGCAUAUCCUAAAUAACUGCUAGGAUGUCUGCAUAUCCUAACUAACUAUUUAGGCAUCACGUAGGGUAUCUGUGGUCUAAUAUGUACUUUUCCUUGAUUUGUUUAUUCUCAAACAUCUCUUUGUGUUUUGUUAUAAUACACAAAUACUUUAGAAAAACCAAAACAGGUUAUGCAGCAAAUAUUAUGGACAAUGUUCACAUAAUGCGUAAUUAAGUAACAAAAUUCUACCACAAGUUUUGCCCCUUGUGCACUUGUCAGUCACAUAUUUGUUUACAGCUUAUAGGACACUAACAUGUUUCUGUUAAGAUCGUUGGAAAAUAUGGCACAAUUCAUAUGUGUUAUUACUGACUGCAAGAUGGAUAUUGUGAACAGCAAUGGAAAAUGUGUAAUUUGUAAUGCACUUUAAUGUGAAACCAUUAGGUUAAUAUUUAUAUGACCCCAUUUUGAUGUAUCAGGUACAUGUUAAAAAUACUGCUAAAACAUAAUGUGAAAAUGAUUUAUGUCUGUGAUUUGUAUUUGUUGGUAAUGGACUUGGAUUCUGUUUUCAUUUACAUAUGCUGUAUCAUGACUUAAGAGUGUUUUGCUACGAUCUGUUACAUAAUAUGACACCCAAUAAAUCUUUAAAAACAAA
Messenger RNA from Pseudophryne corroboree (corroboree frog), 7606 nucleotides. RefSeq names its product fucosyltransferase 9 (gene FUT9). NCBI's taxonomy places the organism in Eukaryota, Metazoa, Chordata, Amphibia, Anura, Myobatrachidae. The record is from RefSeq and is a predicted model, not a curated record. The transcript has 4 exons. Gene Ontology annotation, cellular component: membrane. Bases 599 to 1678 code for a protein of 359 amino acids. Gene Ontology annotation, molecular function: alpha-(1->3)-fucosyltransferase activity.